AUGUCAUCAACAAUUCUUCCUUGGAGACCUAUAUUUCAAGCAUGGAUGAAUAAACAAAUAAAAACUAUUAGAAUUUAUAUAUUUGAAAUACUUGAAAAACAUUUUGAUGAAUUAUUUAAAUUAUUAAUUACAAAAUGUUUACCGAAAAUGAAAGUUAAUGCAUGUAAUUAUAUCAAACAAAUCAUUGAUUUACUUGAUGGAUUAUUGAAUAAAGAAAUCGAAUAUACGAAAAUCUUUUUAGAACGAUUGACUAUAUUUGCACUUAUGUGGAGUAUGGGUUCACUAUUAGAAUUAAAUGACCGAGCUAAACUUGAACAAUAUUUUAUUGGUCAAAGCGAUAUUAAUAUUCCGAAGAAUAUACCACAAGGUGACUCGAUCUUUGAUUAUUUAGUUAAUGAUAAUGGCCAAUGGGAACAUUGGUCGACUCGUGUUGAAUCAUGGGAAUAUCCAAAGGAUGAAAAAAUUGAUUUUGCAUCAAUUCUUGUUCCUAAUAUUGGUAAUGUUCGUAUACUUUCGAAACAAGAAAAAGCUGUAUUAUUAAUUGGUGAACCUGGUACAGCUAAAACUGUUAUAAUUACAAGUUAUUUAAAACAUUAUGAUAGUGAACAACAUUUAACUCGUAUAAUAAAUUUUUCAUCAAUAACAACAAGUAGUUUAAUACAAAAAACUAUAGAAAAUUUUGUUGAUAAACGUGUAGCAAAUAUAUUUAGUCCAUUAUAUGGACGUAAAAUGACAAUAUUUAUUGANAUACAGAAUACAAAGAAUGUCCAUUUAAUAGUGAAUUUCUUCAAUGGUAUGAUUGUGAAACAUCAACUCAAUUAA
Molecule: messenger RNA, 822 nt
Organism: Rotaria sp. Silwood2
Lineage: Eukaryota; Metazoa; Rotifera; Eurotatoria; Philodinida; Philodinidae
Source: the annotation of a GenBank genome assembly